UUGGCGGAGCAGGGGAAGGGGUCGCCGCGGCUCCCGCUCUUCGAGUUGGCGGCUCCCUCGGGCGCUGCUAGGCGGACGUCGGGUCCGCAGGGCGGGUGGCCGCGGUCGCCCGGCGGCACGCUCAGCUGCGGUCAGGGGCGACAUGAGUGCCGCGGGGCUGUUGGCUCCGGCCCCAGCCCCGGCCGGAGCGCCGCCGGCCGCGGAGUACUACCCUGAGGAGGACGAGGAGCUGGAGAGCGCCGAGGAGGACGAGCGCAGCUGCCGGGGCCGCGAGUCCGACGAAGACACUGAGGAUGCUAGUGAAACUGACCUGGCAAAGCAUGACGAGGAAGACUAUGUAGAAAUGAAGGAACAGAUGUAUCAGGAUAAACUGGCUUCUCUCAAGAGACAGUUGCAGCAACUUCAGGAAGGUACAUUACAGGAAUAUCAGAAAAGGAUGAAAAAACUAGAUCAACAAUACAGAGAGAGAAUACGAAAUGCAGAACUCUUCCUGCAGCUGGAAACUGAACAAGUGGAAAGAAAUUACAUUAAAGAAAAGAAGGCAGCAGUGAAAGAAUUUGAAGACAAGAAGGUUGAGCUGAAAGAGAACCUGAUUGCUGAGCUAGAAGAAAAGAAGAAAAUGAUUGAAAAUGAAAAGCUCACAAUGGAACUGACUGGAGAUUCUAUGGAAGUGAAACCCAUCAUGACCAGAAAGUUGCGGAGGCGACCAAAUGAUCCCGUCCCCAUCCCAGACAAGAGGAGAAAACCUGCUCCUGCCCAGCUAAACUAUUUGUUAACAGACGAACAGAUCAUGGAGGAUCUGAGAACGUUAAAUAAGCUUAAGUCGCCCAAGAGACCAGCAUCCCCGUCCUCCCCUGAACACUUGCCUGCCACACCUGCGGAGUCUCCAGCCCAGAGAUUUGAAGCUCGGAUAGAAGAUGGCAAACUGUACUAUGAUAAAAGAUGGUACCACAAGAGCCAAGCCAUCUAUCUGGAGUCAAAGGACAACCAGAAACUGAGCUGUGUCAUCAGCUCUGUGGGGGCCAAUGAGAUCUGGGUGAGGAAGACAAGUGACAGCACCAAGAUGAGGAUUUACUUGGGCCAGCUUCAGCGCGGGCUCUUUGUCAUCCGCCGGAGGAAAGGAUUGUAUUGAUGACCAUUGGGGGUGCAGCAUCGAAGCAGCAGCAAGUUGCCUUUUUUCCUCGCCUUGUCUGGUGGCAUCUCUGUGCUUUUGUGAAAUCACCAUUUGAAGACCAGGGUGUGGGUGCUUUGCCCUUUGCUCUUCUGUAAAUUUGAGUGUUUCGGGCCAUGCUUCACGCGAUCGCAGCCCCAUCACUGCCUUCUGCUCCUCAAUAUCCUCCCAACCCUUAAUCCUGAUCUAGUGAGGAUGGGGGGAAAUGUGAAGUAGACUUGAGACACAGCACAGUAAAUUAUAUUCCCAGUCUCGGAAGAUUUAAUAUGUUAGUCCCCCUAGGGAUGAAAAGUCCACAGCCCCUGUGCUGCCCAGCCCCUGUGCUGCCCAGGGGUGGAAGAGCUCCCUUGUUAGGAGGUGGAGGUACUUUUGUGGUGGGCAGAAGCGAACUAGAGGGGAAAAACAGACUUUGAAAUUCCUAGAAUAAGAAGGGGCUUGCUUUUAGCCCAGGUGGCCACACUUAUUCCAAAAGGUCUUUGUCUCUCACUAGACCCCGGUGAACCAGAUGAAUUCCCAAAUUCAGACUAUUUCCUACAAGCGAUACUUGGAAAAAAGUUGGUCUGAACAAUUCUGAUGAAAAACCUGUAUGUGUGUUACUCUGAUUAAGAACCUUUACAUUUGUUGUUCUAAUCAGGAACUUCUCCGUGUGUUUUGUUUGAGGCGUCUGCCUCAGUAUUAUACACAGUGUUUGCUAUGGAUAUGUCCCCAUAUUUAUUUUACCUCUGCUUGGGGGUUUUUAUGUGCCCUCCACCCAGACUCCCUCUCUCCUAAGCCAGUGUCCUCUUGGACAAUUUCCAGAUUUCUGUAGCCAUACCAAAGCCAGGAUGUUUUCAUUCAUUUGCAUACCAGUAUUUAUGGAUGUCUAACUACCUAACUUAAUUUUUUAAAAAAAUACUUGUAAGUGGGGCCAGUGUAAGAUCCCAGAGGCUGAUCUGCAAAUCAAGCGGCUUACAAUGUGUGCAAGACCCUGUGUUCAGGAUUUGGUGACUUUUCUAAGAGAAAUAUUGGGGGUGGGGUGGGAUUGGUUGCAUUUUUUUACCUAACUCGAGGGGGAAAAUCCUAUUUUUUACAAUAUUUUUGGUUUUGUUUUUCUAUUAACAUUUCCUUUUAGCCUUGAAUCUUUGCUAAAUUUCCUCCUGACUUAAAAAUCUUGUUUCUAAUCUGGGAAUUUGAAAUCUUGGUAUUAAUGUUAUACCAAUUUUUCCAAAGAGUUCAAACCACUUUAAUACCAGAACAUGGUAAAAAAAUUUGCAGCCAUUUCAAGCAUCUGGUGGGCUUUUUAUAUGACAUCAUUAAUCUGGUACCGAUAAAUGUUCUGAGAGGUGAAUGUAAGAUGUAAAAAGUAUAGGUUUUGUUUUUAAUAACAAUAAACUUUCAAAGAGAAAACCA
This is a messenger RNA of Equus quagga, 2560 nucleotides long. It is a transcript of the gene SUDS3, whose product is annotated as SDS3 homolog, SIN3A corepressor complex component. Lineage: Eukaryota; Metazoa; Chordata; Mammalia; Perissodactyla; Equidae. Gene Ontology annotation, molecular function: histone deacetylase binding. Gene Ontology annotation, biological process: negative regulation of transcription by RNA polymerase II. The record is from RefSeq and is a predicted model, not a curated record. Gene Ontology annotation, cellular component: Sin3-type complex. Bases 143 to 1132 code for a protein of 329 amino acids. The transcript has 13 exons.